AUGAGCGCAGCAACGCAGGAGAUGCCCCUCCGACAGGGCACAACCAUGAGCAGCAUUACGAGUAACGAUGCCGUGCCUGAGAUGGACCCAACUACUACCGCUGGUCUCCUCUCCGAAAGACUACGAGCUUGGAAGCACGCCGUAGCGUACCUCGAAGACUACGUCGGCGCAGUGGAAAAGGUUCAUCACCACCACGCCAAGGAAUAUGAGAAGAUGCUCAAGACUAUCUCCCAACCACUUCGGGAGGGCAGGCACUUCGACCAGGGUCUUGGCGGUGUUGCCGGCUUCUUUGAGAACAUGCGUGUCAAUACCCAGGCGUUGAUCAACUCGAAUGCCGAAACGGGAAAGACUCUGAAGGGAACCGUACUCCCAGUCCUAGAGAGAUUGCACAAAGAAAUUAAGAGCAAGUCUAGUGAGAUCAUGCAUGGUGCUGAGAAGAGUGCGAAGGAGGUCGACAAGUCACGCAACACCACCCAGAAGCAUAUCGAGUUGCUUGGCCAGCACACGGCCGCCUUUGAGUCGACUGGUGGAAAGAUGAACCCGGCCGACGAUCCCUAUGUCAUUCAACGAGGAGUAUUGCACCGUCUGAACAAGCAGGUCAUCGACGAGAACAACCACCGAAAUGACCUGAUCCAAGUCCAAAAUAGCUUUCAGGCCUUCGAAGCCCAUGUUAUUUCGGUGGUACAGCAGGCAAUGGAGGCUCUCAAUGCCGUCGCCGGUGGUCAGGCCGAGAAGACGCGCGCCUUGUAUGCUGAUAUGGUAGGCGCUGCUCAGCGCAUUCCGCCCGACUUCGAGUGGCAGGGCUUCCUUCACCGGGAAGGUGCCAGUCUUGUCAACCCGGAUGAAUCACCGAGGAGUGUGGAUGCUAUUUCAUUCCCCAAUCAGAAUCACAAUGCUACCAAGGCGUUGAUCGAAGGCAGCCUCGAGCGCAAGUCGCGCAACAAGCUUUCUUGGGGAACGCAUAGCGCCUACUACGUCGUCACUCCUUCCAAGUUUCUGCAUGAGUUCAAGGACGACGACAACCUGCACAACGAUCCCAAGCCCGAGCUGUCUAUCUACCUACCUGAUGCUGUCAUUGGGGCGCCCAAUGGCGAGAAGUUCAAUGUCAAGGGCAAAGACAGGAGCAAGGGUAUUGGAGCCAAGCUUUCUGGUUCGUCAGAGCUUUCCUUCAAGGCGCACUCCCCAGCUGAGGCACAGAAAUGGUUCGAAGCCAUCCGAGUCGCUGCAGGCGCUUCCGGACCGGCAUACGAGAGCACGCCUAACUCCCCUAUUGUCUCCAAUGACGCUAGCCCCUCCUUUGAGAAGACGGAGUCUGCUGCCCUGAAGCAGCAAGAAGCUGGUGUCGCUGGAGCAGGCUCAGAGUUGUCUCCUGCAACACGCACAAACACACUAGAGACAACUCCCACAGCUACAUCGACUGGUGCGACUACGGAGCCAAAGACGACUGUGUAG
Molecule: messenger RNA, 1452 nt
Organism: Truncatella angustata
Lineage: Eukaryota; Fungi; Ascomycota; Sordariomycetes; Amphisphaeriales; Sporocadaceae
Exons: 3
Coding region: 1-1452 (483 amino acids)
Source: RefSeq, a predicted model, not a curated record